Messenger RNA from Triticum dicoccoides, 1674 nucleotides. RefSeq names its product polypyrimidine tract-binding protein homolog 1-like. Bases 118 to 1533 code for a protein of 471 amino acids. Gene Ontology annotation, molecular function: RNA binding. The record is from RefSeq and is a predicted model, not a curated record. Lineage: Eukaryota; Viridiplantae; Streptophyta; Magnoliopsida; Poales; Poaceae. The transcript is spliced from 10 exons.
GCGUCUCCCUUUCGGGUUUGGUUUGGGAAACAAAAACAAGUCCCCACGGGCAGACCGAACCCUAGCUUCGCCUUUUCGACCUUCACCCUUGCCAUUCUCUCUUUAAGACCUAUUGUGAUGUCGUCGUCCGGCGGGGGUGGGGCUGGGCAGCAGUUCCGGUACACGCAAACGCCGUCGAAGGUGCUGCACCUGCGGAACCUACCCUGGGAGUGCACGGAGGAGGAGCUCGUUGAGCUCUGCAAGCCCUUCGGCCGCAUCGUCAACACCAAAUCCGGCGUCGGCGCCAACCGCAACCAGGCCUUCGUCGAGUUUACCGAUGUUAAUCAAGCCAUUUCAAUGGUUUCUUAUUUUGCAUCAUCUUCAGAACCAGCACAAAUUCGAGGCAAAACUGUUUACAUUCAGUAUUCAAAUAGACAAGAAAUAAUUAACAACAAGAGCCCUGGUGAGACUGUUGGAAAUGUGUUGCUUGUUACCAUAGAGGGUGUUCAAGCUAGUGAUGUCACCAUCGAUGUAAUCCAUUUGGUUUUCUCUGCUUUUGGAUUUGUUCACAAAAUAGCCACUUUUGAGAAGGCUGCAGGUUUUCAGGCACUGAUCCAGUAUACUGAUGCACCCACUGCAUCAGCAGCAAGAGAAGCCUUAGAUGGAAGAAGCAUCCCAAGAUACUUGCUUCCGGAUCAUGUAGUAUCCUGCCACUUGCGGAUUUCUUUCUCUGCGCAUAAGGAUUUGAACAUCAAGUUCCAAUCACACCGCAGCAGGGAUUACACUAACCCUUACCUUCCAGUCAACUCCUCUGCUAUAGAUAGUACAUUGCAGCCUGCUGUUGGUGCUGAUGGAAGGAGGGUGGAGGCUGAGGGUAAUGUUCUUCUUGCAUCAAUUGAGAAUAUGCAGUAUGCUGUAUCAGUGGAUGUUCUCCAUACUGUGUUCUCUGCAUUCGGUACAGUCCAGAAAAUUGCUAUUUUUGAGAAGAACGGUGGAACACAAGCUCUAAUUCAGUACCCUGAUGCAAGUACUGCUACAAUUGUGAAGGAAGCAUUGGAAGGGCAUUGCAUCUACGAUGGUGGCUACUGUAAGAUUCACCUGUCAUACUCUCGUCAUACUGAUCUCAAUGUAAAGGCUCAUAGUGACAAGAGCAAGGAUUACACAAUCCCAGAAGGAGCACACCAAGCAGCACCACAGCCAGCCGGUGUACCACCUACAACUGCAGGAUGGCAAGGUAAUUCUCAAGCAGCUGGACCAUACGGACCACCAGGUGUAGCUGCUCAAAACCAGAACACCAACGGACAAGUGCCGAAUUGGAAUCCCGGCAACUCAGGGUACCCACCAGCUCCAGGCCAGUAUCCAGGCCAUAUGUACUCAUCUCCUCCACCACAGCAGUACACGGCGACAUCAGGGGGCUUCUCCGCCCCUCCGCCACCGCCACCUCAUGAGAUGCAUCCUUCACACCAAAUGCCACCUGCUCAUCAUGGAAAUCAGCAGAGACCGGCAAGUGGUGCCCCUGGAACCGGCCAACCAUCUCCGUAUUACCACCAUUAAGUGUGUGUACCUAGUUUAUUGAGUUUUGUAACUCUACAAUACUGCUACCCUCUUUUGUUUAUCAUCUCCGCCCUACAAUGAAAUAACAGUCAAUAAAUUCUCAUCCAUCAUUUUUUUGUCAAUGCGAGGCAUUGAUGGAAA